GUUAGCAAGGUCAUUGUAGCUGAUCUGUAGUGAUUCAUGUAGUGUAGUGAAGUGACAUUUGUAGUAUAGUCUGUGGUGUAGUGAAGAUGUGGCUAUUUAGUGUAGUGCUAACAUUGGCCGUCGCGUCACAAGUCGUGCUCUGUUUACAAACCGACCAAGAGUACUGGAAGCGGCUAGCCAAAGAAGAAUUAGAAGAAGCUCUGCAAGUGAAAUGGAACCUGGGUACUGCAAGGAACGUGAUCUUGUUUGUGGGGGACGGCAUGGGACCCAACACUGUGACCGCCACCAGGAUAUACAAGGGGGGGGAGAGCCAUAGACUGGCCUAUGAAAAGUUCCCGCAUGUAGGACUGUUGAAGACUUAUUCCGCCACAAAAAUGGUGCCAGACUCAGCAAGCACCGCCACCGCAAUGUUCACCGGAGUCAAGGUCAACCAGGAGACUAUAGGCGUUGAUGCCACUGUCCAAAAGACUGACUGUGAAGCUUCAUUGAGACCAGAGGCCAGACUGAAGUCCUUGGCUGGCUUCGCUUUGGAAGCAGGGAAGAGCGCAGGACUAGUGACAACGAUGCGUGUGACCCAUGCGACACCAAGUCCCAUAUACGCGCACACCGCUCACAGGAGUUGGGAGUGCGAAGCUGCGAUGCCUGCUGGGUCCACCUGCAAAGACAUUGCACGACAAAUGGUGGAAGACUGGCCUGGAAAGGAUCUGCAGGUUAUCAUGGGCGGAGGAAGGCAAGGUCUGGUUUCCAAUGCUACAGGUACCGAAUCAGAUCCACUGAACGCAUGGGGCUGCUUACGCCAAGACGGAAGAAAUCUCAUAGAAGAUUAUAAAACAGACAAGAGGAAUCGAGGUCUAAACAGCAGUGUUGUUUCCAAUAACAAAGAACUACAGGAUUUGGAUAUUGAAAACACUGAUUAUCUACUAGGAAUUUUCGCCAAUGGCCAUUUAAGAUAUGAACACGAGAGAGAUGCAGGGCCAGAGGGAAGUCCGUCCAUUUCGCAAAUGACUGAAGCUGCUAUCAAAGUUCUUAGGAAAAACAAGAAGGGAUUCUUCCUUAUGGUUGAAGGUGGGAACAUAGACAUGGCCCACCACCGCGGCCAGGCGAAGAAGGCAAUCAACGAAUCAGCAGCAAUGGAAGACGCUGUACAGGUUGCCAUGAACCUCACUGACGAGAAAGACACUCUGAUCAUUGUAACCAGCGACCACACGCACACUUUGAACAUCAACGGGUAUCCUCUCAGAGGGACGAACAUUUUUGGGAUAGCCUCAGUAUCGCCUCACGACCUGUUAAACUACACCACACUAUCAUACAGCACAGGAGGCCCUGGAUCGUUCCACUAUUACGUCACAACGGAAAACAACGAAACGAAAGUAACCAGACGAGACCCUAGUCAAGAAGACAUCGAUAGUUUUGAUUACGAACAGAUUGCUGCCAUAACGUUGGAUGAAAAUUCACAUGGGGGUGGUGAUGUAGCUAUUUAUGCUAGAGGUCCGUACGCACACCUGUUCCACAACGUCCACGAGCAACAUUACGUGUUCCACGCGGUAUCGUACGCCGCCAAAAUUGGCGCGUAUUAUAACAAAAGUUCAUCCAAUGUUGCCAGUACUAUACUCUGUCUAGUCUUACUAUUAUACUGUAUUUUUUCAUAGACUAGUUUCCACUUAGUAGUCAAAUCAAUUACUUUUUACUAAACGUCAAAACACGAAAUUACUUUGGAACUGGUCUCAGAACAAUAACUAAAGCAUAGAAGGAAGGCUAAAAUAAGAAUUCAGAAACUAUAAACCGGCUCUCUUCUAGCUUACGACACAAACUAUGAGUGAGAAAAGGACAAAUGAUUCGCUCUUUGCUUCAUUUUUUCCGAGGUUGUCACAACAUGAAAUGUCAUUUGGACCUAUUGGACUCAUUUUAACUCGGCCAAAUACAUAGUAACAUACAUAAGAAGAUUUUACUUAUAUUUACCGAACUAUUUGACACGGUCGCGUGAACUUUGUUUACGAGUGUCUUGUGUUCAGAUUGUUUUAAGUGAUAAUUUAACAAUAUUUUUCCAAAUAAAUGGAAAGAAACUUUUAUUUAUAUCAAAUAAUUGAGUGUCUCGACUCUGUGACAUUAUGUCUUGUGUGGUAUGGGGCCAGUGUUGCCAACUUAGUGGAUUUUCCACUAGAUCUGGUGGUUUAGACAUGUGGUUCGGCGAAAAAAUAUUAGUUUUAGUGGCUAGUGGAUUUUUUAGUGGAUUAGAGUCCUUUAGAUUAGAGAUUAGAUUAGAUUAGAGAGUUAGCGGUAAGUGACGAAUUUAACCACUAACACAACCGAAUAUGGUUUAUGAGUUACUUGAGCGAAAGAACCAAUAUAGUUUAUUUAUUAGUACAUAAUACAUACAAUAAGUUUCAGAUUGAGUAAGAUCAAGAUGCCUAAGCCACAGUACACCCAAAAGUUUCGUGAUUGUUGGUUACGUGACCCAGUUUUAAGGGAUUGGUUGCAAAUAGUCGAAAGCACUGGUGAUCCAGUUGCUAAGUGCAAAUUAUAUGGUAUAUUAUUAAGGAAUCAUUAUUAAUAAUAAUUGAAUAAUUUACCCUGUCUCUAGCACGUCUUUACCUUCCUCGCUCAUUUAUUUAACUUGUGUUUUGUACAAGGGAUUUUCCCCAAUGCUUUUAAAAGGGCUAUUGUCCACCCCAUCUACAAAACUGGAAACAGAGGCAGCGUCAACAAUUAUAGACCGAUUUCAGUGCUUACUACUCUAUCAAAGGUUCUUGAGAAAUUACUGAACUACAGAUUAAUAAAUUAUCUUGAAAAACAUCACAUAAUUGCCAAUAAUCAAUUUGGCUUCUGUAAAGGAAAAUCCACUGAAGAUGCUGUUUUACAUCUUACAGAAACCAUAGCCAAGCAUAUUGACUCAAGAAAAAAAUGUAUCACUAUCUUCCUAGAUCUGAAAAAGGCCUUUGACGCUGUCUCUGUUCCCAUUCUUCUAAAAAAAUUGGAAGAGAUUGGUAUCCGUGGCUCCCCUUUGAAUUUAUUUCAUGACUAUUUAUCGAAUCGAAGUCAGUGUGUCAAAAUCGAGAGUCAGCUGAGUGAUUCAGUUUCUCUGAAAUAUGGUGUCCCACAGGGCAGUGUCCUGGGCCCAACAUUGUUUUUAGUUUAUAUAAAUAGACUAUGCUUGCUCUCUAUCCCGCACUGUUCUAUAGUCACCUACGCAGACGACACAGCACUUAUUGUGGAAGGGUCUUCUUGGACAGAGGUUCAAAAUCGCGCAGAAGUGGCUUUAAAUAGGGUAAUGCAUUGGUUGUCUUUGAAUCUACUUACACUUAAUGUUGAUAAAACUACUUACGUUAGUACUUUUUCUGGUGCUAGCACUGACAUACCUACUCAGCAAAGUCUUCAAAUUAAGGCUCAUCAGUGUGACCUCCGGCAAGGCUGCAUGUGCUCAUGUCCAAUUUUAAUCCAUACUGAGAGUGUUAAGUAUCUUGGUGUUCUCAUUGACCAAACGCUUUCUUGGAAGUCACACAUACAGGCGCUAAGUGCCCGAACUAGGAAAUUAAUUUUUAUAUUUAAGAAGUUGAGAAAUGCUGCGUCAGAUACUGUAUUAAAAAUGGUAUACUAUUCACUAACACAGUCAAUUCUCAGCUACUGCAUUGCUGCCUGGGGUGGUACACACAAAACCACUCUUCUAACUCUGGAAAGGUCACAAAGGGCUAUCAUAAAGGUAAUGAGUGGGAAAAACUUCAGAUACCCAACAACUCUGCUAUAUUCUGAGUGUCAAGUUUUGACGGUGAGGCAGUUAUUCAUUUUACAAGUAAUCUUACGAACCCAUACAUCGUCCAAAUUUGAUCCCCGUAAGUUUUCAUCUUUGCGUAGGAAAGACAGAAUUAUUCAGACAAUCCCGGUCAGGACUGCUCUAGCCGCAAGACAAUGUUACGCAAUUGGCCCCUAUCUUUAUAACCGGAUUAGCAAAUACAUUACAAUUUACCCAGUUUCUAUGUAUGAAUGCAAAGAAAUUGUGAAGACAUGGCUCAUGUCACUGAACUAUGAUUGUACUGAAGCAUUACUUAUACCAGUGCAAUAGUAAAAGUCUAUUAAUAAUGUAGAAGCUAAAUAUAUUAUUAUAAAUUAAUAAUUAAACUAUUAUACGCCCAUGCAAAUACACACACACGCACGCACACACACACACACACACACACACACACACACACACGCACGCGCAUACGCUCACAAACAAUUUAAAAAAAAAAUUUUGUCUUAUGUAUCAUCAAAUCUCAUCUCUGCUAAUUUGUGUUAUAUAAACAUAAAAUAAGUAGCUAUAGACACUAAUCAUCCGAGGGGGGAGCCUGGGGUUCUGUACUACAAGCUAACGCUUCUCACAGACCCCAGUCUCUCUCACCAACCACUGUAUCAUAAUCUUGUUUUAUUGUUAAUUACCAAUUAUCGUGUUGAUGUGAGAGUAAUAAACAUAUUUUUAUUAUUAUUAUUAUUACCUACGACGCGGCGCUAAAGAGGGGGAAAAACAUCCCACGAUCUGAUUGCACUGAUUCGGCUUUGGGUUGUCUAGUGAUUCUAUAGUCUCUGCUUACCCCGGUGGGAAGUAGGCGUGAGUUUAUGUAUGUAUGUAUGUAUUUUAUCUAGUGAAAUUCUGGUGGUUCGAGAGACCGCUCAGUUUUAGUGGUUUCUGGUGGUUUGCACGGCCGCAUUUGGUGGGCUGGUGAAAAU
Pectinophora gossypiella (pink bollworm) is the source of this 4698-nucleotide messenger RNA. It is a transcript of the gene Alp12, whose product is annotated as alkaline phosphatase. The transcript is spliced from 9 exons. The coding region runs from base 87 to 1649 and encodes 520 amino acids. Gene Ontology annotation, biological process: dephosphorylation. NCBI's taxonomy places the organism in Eukaryota, Metazoa, Arthropoda, Insecta, Lepidoptera, Gelechiidae. Gene Ontology annotation, molecular function: alkaline phosphatase activity. The record is from RefSeq and is a predicted model, not a curated record.